AUGACUACCAGUGCUGCUACUACUACUGAAACUAAUAAACCAAUAGAUGAUGUCAUUGAUGAAAAUGAGGACACAAACAGUAAUUAUGAUAAUAAUAAUAAUACCGAUACCAGUGAUUAUAGCACUAGUGAUGAUAAAAUAGUUGAUGAGACUAUUAAUACUAAUAAUAAUAAUGAUUAUAAUACUACUGCUCCUAAUAAUACUAGUAAUAGUGAUGAUGAUUAUGGAGAUUAUGAUGAACUGGAGGACAGGGAUGGCGAGGAAGAGGAUGAUGGAGGAGAAUGUGAUGCUAAGGAUUGUGCCAAAAGUUUUUUAGACAAAUGGAAAGUACUGUACAAUGAAGGCAAAAGUGAGACAAUUGUCAAACAAGUUGAACAUAUUAACGAUACACUGAGGACGUUGAGGACAGUCAAAGAAAAUCUACAGUUCCUGUUGAAGCCGCCGGACAAUAGCCGGGAACGGUAUAAAGCUCUGGAGUUUUUCAGUGAAUUGGAUUUGGGUUUAGGAGGCGACUGUAUGUCUGCACUGACCCGUAUGGUAAUAGCUAUGGCUAAUGGAGAGAUAUGGGCACUUAAAUUUAUCGAUUCAAUGGGUCGGCCACUGGUGUCUGGGUUUGCUGAGGGCUUACAGUCAAACUUUGGCGAAUACCGUGAAUGUCUGUCCAUUGCCAGUCCGACGGACAGCCAGAAACCCCCAAUCACUGGCCAGUACUGUCUGGCCAAAGCUAUACUACCGUAUCCGACAGUGGACUCGUUGACAACGCCGUCGGCCUCGCAAGUAGUGGUCAAUAAUACUAUUGACGGCUCAAUCGAUACCAAUCUAUACACCAGUUUGUUUACACACUACGGACUCAAUCGAUUGGCAACUGUACGUAAUUUUGUCGAAACCCUGAAUCUGGCCAACGGUACUAUAUUUAGACUGGGUAUAUGCAUACCGUCCCAGUGUACGGCCCGGGAGUUUGAAAGUUUCCUAAAUAAAUUAUUAUUUCCCGUAACACGUAUUCCCAUAGAAUUGGGUCCCGAUUGUCAACAACUAGCUGAUGAAACUAAACUGGAUAACUAUCAAAUUUUAUCAAUAUCAAUUUUGACAAUAUUGGCAAUAUUGAUAGCUUUUAGCACGUGCUACGAGUGGCUGAUAUUACGUGUUAAUACAACUACUACUACUACUACUACUACACCCGUUAUCUCUGAUAACGACAUAUUGUUAACCAGUUUUUCAUUGAUCCGAAAUACCAGUUCAUUGUUUAAUAACAAUAAUAAUGGCAACAAAUUUGUUGCAUUGGAUACCAUUAGACUGCUAUUGAUAUUCAAUGUACACGCGGGACACGCAUUCACGUACACCACAUCCCUGGGCGCGGUUGGCCUAAAAAAACUGUUCAGUGAUGUUGUAUUCAAAGUCUAUUCAGAUAAUGAAUAUGUUUUUGUUAGAAAUCCACUAAUCAUUGACGCAUUUUUCACUUUAAGCGGAUUAUUACUAUCCUAUGGCUUAUUGCGAAAGUUAGACAAAACUAACGGCCAAUUUUCGUACGUGUCGUUCAUUAUUCAACGUUGGCUACGCUUUGCUGUCCUAAUAUUGGGCUCACUGUUAUUCAUCUACCUGUUCCCGUUGACCGGUUCGGGACCUAUUUGGCAGUCGGGUAUCGGCUGGGUAACCACUGGCUGUCAAAACCCCGUAAAUUUAUUGAAAAUGUUACUAUUUGUACAUAAUUUUAGGGAUGACCACAAAGAUCAGCUAACAUUAGCCAAUUCAAAGUGCAAUCCACCAACAUGGUUUCUAUCAUCACUACUACAACUAACCAUAGUUGCACCUGUAUUUGUUAUCAUAUACUAUCGCAAUCGUAUGUACGGCUCGCUGGCCACUGUAGCAGCCGUUAUUUGCGGCACUAUGGCCAGCAUAGCACCCUACAUACUGUUCCACUUGAAACCAUACCUACAACUAUGGGAUCUGGAAACUGUACUGUUCAGUGUAUCCCGUUCCUAUACCUGGUAUCACUUUACACCAAACAACUAUGUGACAGCAUUUUUCAUAGGCAUCGGUACCGGUUUCUGUCUAUAUAAGCCCAGCGGUACCAGUAGUUAUUUGAAACCCACUAAUAGGAUAACUGUGCUAAUAUGGCUAAUCACCAUACCUGUAUGUACCAGUGUUUAUUUCUAUCAUAAUACAUUUUGGCGCCUAGAUCAAUCGGCACCGUUAGCUAGUAUAUUAUUGUGGCAUUCACUGGGAAAGUUAGUAUUUUGUUUGGGCAUAGCCUGGAUCUAUUAUGCACUGUGCACCGGGAGGGCAGGUAUAUUGAAUACAAUAUUGACAUGGCCAAUAUUUCGACCCCUGGCCCGACUAUCAUUUGGUAUCUAUAUAUUACACUAUAUGGUUGUUAUGCACCGUAUAUUUACCAAUCAGUAUACCUAUGAAAUGACCGAUAAAUAUAUGUUUGAACAUUUAAUUGUCGACCUAUUGUACGAUAUAAUACUGGCCUAUAUUUUCUAUGUAGUAGUCGAGUGUCCGAUUGCCAGUAUUAUUGGACUGGUAUUUAAAUCGAUGGCUACCAGUCCUACUACUACUACUACAAAACAUCAACCUAGUAAUUAUGUACUAUCAUCUAAUGGUAUAAAAAAUGUCCAGAUAAUAACAGUGUUGUAA
Oppia nitens is the source of this 2637-nucleotide messenger RNA. Its product is annotated as nose resistant to fluoxetine protein 6-like. Bases 1 to 2637 code for a protein of 878 amino acids. Gene Ontology annotation, molecular function: acyltransferase activity, transferring groups other than amino-acyl groups. Lineage: Eukaryota; Metazoa; Arthropoda; Arachnida; Sarcoptiformes; Oppiidae. The transcript has 10 exons. The record is from RefSeq and is a predicted model, not a curated record.